AUGUCCGAGUCCAACGGCAACACCGGAAACGGUGUCUUCCGUCGCGUCCACGAUGGCGUGCAUUCCGUCAAUCCGUUCAAGGCUCAUUCCGACCCCUCUGUUGAGCGCGUUGUGACGCUCAAAAUCUUGACCGCCAUCUCCUACAUCGUCGUUCUCGUCCAUGCUGUCUAUUACACCUUCGCCAAGCCGCAUGAGGGCAAGGGACCAAGGCACACCAUAUGGGGACAGAACAACGCGCAUCCCACCCCUUUCUCUAUGAACAGCAUCAUCACCUCCAUCUACUGGCUCGUGCUCUUCAUUCUACAAAUUGGCUAUUCGUGGCACCUAUACUCGGCGGAGCGCGAAACCGUGAAAGCUGCAACGAACGUUGGUGGCCAUUUCAUCGUCCACAACCUACUCCUGUUCGGCUUCAUCCAGCUCUGGGUGCGUUCAUUCUUCUGGCUCGGAGAGCUCCUGCUGGUCAUCAACUUCUUCAACCUCUCUGCUGCCUACUUCCGCCACAGCACCACGCCGCGCGCCAUUCACAUCGCAGUCGUCAGUGGGCCGUUGGCAUGGAACUUUGUCGCGCUCUACUGGUGCGGUGCUGCCGCUGUGCACGCACACAAUCUCCCAGCAAGGAUCGUUGCAAACAUCUUCAUCUGGGGCAUUCUGGUUUACGGAGGCUUCUUCUUGGUAGUGUACAAGGACUACACCAUGGGUUUCGAGCUGUCAGUGCUCGCGGCUGCAAUCGGUGUCUCCCAGUUCUUUACAAAGAUCAUCGCCUUCCAGUGGAUCUUCGCCUUCGUGAUUAUGGGCGUUCUAUUCGUUCUCUCGCUGGCCGUUGGAGUUCCCGGCCUUCUCGGCCAGGACCCCUUCAAGCGUGGAGAGAUUGUCAGCGAGGACCGCGAAAGGGCGCCACUGCUGGCGGACGACUAA
This is a messenger RNA of Lasiodiplodia theobromae, 915 nucleotides long. Its product is annotated as ATP synthase f0 protein. The record is from RefSeq and is a predicted model, not a curated record. Lineage: Eukaryota; Fungi; Ascomycota; Dothideomycetes; Botryosphaeriales; Botryosphaeriaceae. Bases 1 to 915 code for a protein of 304 amino acids. The transcript is spliced from 3 exons.